AUGGCACUCAGUAGAUGCAGCGGCUCCUCACCCAGGAGAGACCGACAUCGUGCUCCUAGAAAGCAGCAUCAGGAAGCUCUUCGACCACCUCCCCACGAACCCAUAAGCAGCACCAGCCUCUCUCAACGCCAGCUGCCCCACCCACGGCGUCUUCAGGACCGCUGCGCUUCUAGAACGGCAUCGCGGACCAGAAGCUCACCAUCGACACCGGCUGUCCUGUGCACCCCCGCCUCGUUGCUUUCCCGGCACCGCCUCAGCUCAUCCUGGACUUAUUCGCCUCUCCGAGCUGACAACCACGCAUCUCGACCCUUGAUGUCUGUGCUCAGCGCCACCCCGCCGCACCGCAGCCGCAGCCACAGCCGCGAGCUCAAACUUCCGGCUGCUGUGUGA
Messenger RNA from Hypoxylon fragiforme, 390 nucleotides. RefSeq lists its product as uncharacterized. The transcript has 2 exons. The coding region runs from base 1 to 390 and encodes 129 amino acids. The record is from RefSeq and is a predicted model, not a curated record. Lineage: Eukaryota; Fungi; Ascomycota; Sordariomycetes; Xylariales; Hypoxylaceae.